Synchiropus splendidus (mandarinfish) is the source of this 5613-nucleotide messenger RNA. It is a transcript of the gene cadm4, whose product is annotated as cell adhesion molecule 4. The coding region runs from base 1827 to 3125 and encodes 432 amino acids. The transcript has 9 exons. Gene Ontology annotation, molecular function: vascular endothelial growth factor receptor 2 binding. Gene Ontology annotation, cellular component: cell-cell contact zone. The record is from RefSeq and is a predicted model, not a curated record. Lineage: Eukaryota; Metazoa; Chordata; Actinopteri; Syngnathiformes; Callionymidae. Gene Ontology annotation, biological process: negative regulation of peptidyl-tyrosine phosphorylation; regulation of wound healing; regulation of Rac protein signal transduction.
ACAAGACGGAUAUGAGAUCUAAUCGCCAGUGAUCGGGGGAAAUACUGGAGGACAAAACCUGUGAGGACUAUUCAGUGAGUGACAGGUGGAUUACAGGAAGAGAAGGAGUGAAAGAGUUGGACGGAUAUACUGAAAUCAAUUUCAGGAGUUCACUUUGAGAAACACUUUGUUUUCGUCUGCCAGACCUGGGCGGCCGGUCCUCACCGGCUGGGAGUCAUUUUCUCACCAGCCAGCCAGUUGACCGGUGAAGUCAGCGUUUGUACGGGAGAUUGGCGGUGAUCCACUUUCGUCUCUGCCAGAUUUUAAAGCUCAUUGCUUUUGUCCCACGGUGUGGAAUCCAGCCGGCAGUAAUCUGGGGAUGACAAACUCAUUUUGUCGAAUAAGAUCAGGGCGUCUUCUGCUGGAGCGGGUCCUGCUUUGUCUCUGAACUUCGAACACACUCCAUCCAGCCCGCCAUUUCUGAAUUCACGACAGGUCGCUUCUGAAUGACGAGAGUACCAGAUGCACCCAGUCGAGCACGUUCGAAUAGAAGAGUCUGUCCGGUCGAUGCUGUGCGAUUAUCUUGUCUGAUACGCUGUAAUUAUUACGAGGAGACGAAAAUUACCAAGUAAGAAAUACUGUUCAAUCGAGCCGCAAAGUAUACAUGGCAGCGUAUUGAGCUUGCUCCACCAUUCACGUAAGACUGGGCAUUGUGAGAGAAAUCUAUACCUCUGGGUAAAGGAGCAGGCGGGAAAAGAGCAUACAAGCACCCGGCUGCAGCCUCGACACCCUUUUGACACUGACUAUGGAGCACCACUCAAACUUAAUGGGUUUUAUUUAACCUUAGCUUUCGCAAAAUUGGUUGGGUGAGACACAAUUCGGAGUCUAUUGAGACUUGGCUGUAGCUGUGAGGAACUGCCUCCCCAUAGGCGUUGAUGCAAAUCCUGUCUGAGUUAUUAAAACAAGUUUGAGAAUUAAGCAUUGUUGCCCUAUAUUUCCCCGUCCUCCAGGGCUCUGUAAUGUAGGUAGCUCCGUUUCAGAAGUUUGCAUUCUGACAAAGAUCAGCGGGUGAAAACUUGCUUGGGAAGCCAUUUCCCUCUGCCAGUAUCUGACUGCUAUUGAUGUGCCUGCUCCUCGGAGCGGUGUGGUUUGACCUCGCGGAGACGAGCAGUCUAUUUGUUGUUGUGGUUAAUUGUGCGACUCGGUGUGAGCAAGUGAUGCUCAGAAGUGGCUCAGCUCAGAGUUUGACACAGCAGUCAGUGAUGAGCUAAUUGCAGCGCCCGUUUUUUAGUUAAUUGCACCGCUACAGAAGGAGAUUAUCGUCGUUGGAAGUUCAGUUUGGUCAACUCUUGUCGUGCUUUUCAUACGUCUUUUCAGAGGCUUAAGGCGCUGUGGUGGAAAAAUCCGUAGAGGUGCUGUUUGUGCUUUGUUGUGCUCAGAUGGGAGUGAAUUUUGGUGCUGCUUUGUAAAAGCAAAUCUUCAAUACUUUAUGGAUUUGAGACCAAAGAUGUCGGAAAGUCUUUGUAAAUAGAACCAAGCUGCAAAGUGAGCAGCGGAAGGUUGACGCUGAAAGCUCAUCUCUGUGUGUAUUGAGAUACGGCACGAAAACUCCCAGAGUUUCGUCCCUGCGACUCAAGUCCAGAUUACAAGUUUUUGGUUAGAUCAGUUUAUUUACUUUAAACAGGCUCUUUGUUGUUCAUAAAUAACAACUCUCGUGUAAGAAGGCUUCGCCAGUCGCGUGUGCUUGUGUGUCUGUUGACUUGUGUUUCGGGGAGGAGCGGGGAAGACCACAGUGGACCCAUUGAUCGAGUGUGCAUCGACACACAUUCACAUUUUCUCAAUUAACAAUGAGGGCAGUUUGGAGCAUGGCCCUCCACCCACCCCCCUUCUCCAUGGCCUUACGGAGCCUGGUUCUGAUCCUGCUUUGCAUCACUCCUCGCAGUCAGGCGGUGCAGGCGGAGAACGUGACUGUGUUGGAGGGAGGCACGGCCCAGAUAUCGUGCCGCCUCCAGAACUACGACGGAUCCAUCGUGGUCAUCCAGAACCCCAGGCGGCAGACUCUGUUCUUCAACGGGACACGAGCUCUCAAAGAUGAUCGAUUCCAGAUGGUCCUCUUCACUCAGCGACUGGUCCGCAUCACCCUGACCAACGUGAGCGUAUCGGACGAGGGCGGUUACUUCUGCCAGCUCUAUACCGACGCCACACACCACCAGGUGGCGACGCUGUCGGUUUCCGUGCCGCCGGAAACGCCCACCGUUGAGGUGAAGCAGGAGGCGGUGGAAGGUGGUGAGGUGGAGCUCUCAUGCGUGUCGCCACGCAGCAAACCAGCCGCCACCCUGCACUGGAUGCGGAACGGCCGCGAGAUUCCAGGUGUGGUGUCCCAGCAGGACAAUGGGAAGACGUUCAGUGUGUCCAACACCAUCCGGAUCCCAGUGGAGAGGAAAGACAAUGGUGCGGCACUGAGCUGCGAGGCAAUCCAUCCGGCGCUGAGCGGCCAGAAGAGGGUCCGCCAUUAUCGCCUGGAUGUGUAUUAUGCCCCCGUGGUCAGGAUCAUACCUCCCCCUGGCAUUUUGCGAGAGGGCGACUCACUCAGCCUGACCUGCUCCGUCAACGGGAACCCGCUGCCAAGGAACAUUCAGUGGUCAAAGAUCAACGACACCCUUCCUGAGAGGGCAGAGAUUUCGGGCCCCACCUUUCAGAUCUCUCGUCUCAGCCAGUCGCACAACGGCACGUACUUGUGCCAGGCGCAGAACAACUACGGACGAGCUGCUGACCACUACACCCUGUUGGUGUACGACAACGUGUCACUCACUACCACGGUCCCUCCCAUUCCCACCACCCGACCUAUCACUUCCCGCCCUGCCACCCCAACCCUCCUCCCGCCCAUCCCUGGCCAGGACCCAGAAGAUCCUGGUGCAGUGGUGGAGACUCACAGUGCAGUGCCAUAUGCAGUGAUAGGUGGCGUCCUUGCACUGCUGGUGUUUACCGUCAUCUGCGUCCUCAUCGUCACCAUCUGGUGUUCAGUCCGGCAGAAAGGUUCCUAUCUCACCCACGAGGCGAGCGGGUUGGAUGAACAUGGCGAGGUGCAAGAGGCCUUCCUCAAUGGGAAUGAUGCCAGCCAGGGCAAGAAGGAGUACCUACUGUAGCCCCUGUCUCUUUAUUUGCCCCUCUUCCCUGCUCUUCUUACCUCAUCCCUUCAUUUGGUCCUGUCCCCCUCUCCCUACUGACACACACACACACACACACACACACACACACACACACACACAACACGCCAUAGCGGGCGGCCUUCUGAAAACGACUGUAUACUGAUACGGCAAAUAGCCAAUCCAUUUCACUCCACAUCACACAGGGAAAGAGAGAGAGCGAGCGUCUAUAGACCCACCAGCUAUUAACAACUGUGCCAUAUACUGUAAGUCGGAUGAAUCUGGGGGAAAUGAAGAAAGAGGGGAGGGGGAGACGGCGAAAGCGAAAUGAUGCCAUAAUUAUUUUGAUUGAGCAGAGAGUGCAGUCGCCAAAGUGGAAAGGGAAUUAGACGCAGAUGACUGAUAUACAUCCUCGCCGGGAGGGAAUCAUUUAUUUCACAAAGCUCAAUAUUUAACAGCUCCCAGAGAGAAAGGGAAAGAAAGAGCGAGAGAGAAUGCAGAGGGAUGUUGACCAGUAGCUAUGAAGCGCCUUGAAAUGAAAGAUGCUUGGAAUUGCAAAGGAUCUUGUCUUUGAAGCUGCAUUCAUCUAUAAUUCUCUAACAAUAGUGAAUGCAGAGCCACACAUGGAUCCAUACCGAAUGGGAACGUCAGAAUUUUUUUCACAUCGCUUGUCAAGUUACUGUAACAUUUCUGAAACUUUGUGGUUUCCUAAGUAGAGAAGGACGACUUAGUAGUAUUGAAGUUGGUUGAGGUGAAGUAGUAGCGUGUACUAAUGUAAAACUCCUGCAAUGGACAUGAUAUUUGGGCCGCUAACUUAAAAUGAAGAGUGUUCUUGGUGGAGAAAUACAUUUAUUUACCAUGCGAUUUACCAAACUUCAGAGCAUCCUUGCACUUUGAAACUGUCCUAUUGUUCGGCACAACAGUGUAAAAGGGUUGUGGCUAGUGAUGGAUUGAUGAGGUUUUGUGAAACAGUGUCCACAUUUUCGUAGGCCACUAGAUGGCACUAUAUCUGCUUUAUAAUCUUCGGAACAACUUCACAUCAUUUUUAAAUCAAGAGUGCCAUCUACGGAGCAAGGACACUGUUUCUCAUUCACUCCAGUCCAUUCAAAAUGGACUGGACUGUCAGGACAUGACCAGGAACAGUCCAGAGACUGAGGCAGUUGUUCUUGAAUCCAUUCUCUGCCAUGCCCUGCCACUAAAUACACUGUGAUCAUUGUCGUCGCACACGCUCAGUGGAAAUCGACAAGCAAUGGAUAAGUUGAAUUUGCGAGUCUCCAGAACUUAAAAAUCCAAAACCCACCCUGAAAAAUACAGUACACAGUGACAAGUAUCUUUAUAAGUACUUGUUUUUAACCUAAAAUUGCACUUAAUUUUUUUUUCCAAGACUUACUUCAAUCACUGACUUGUAUAAUGAUUUUUUUUUGUUCCAUUUCCCAUUAAAGGGGUGAUUCACAGUGCCAUAUUUUUUUUUAUUAAAUUAUAUCCACUGGUCGCUAAUUGAAUACUGCAGGAACAAAUGACGCACAAGCUCCAUUCGCUUGCUUACCGUCGCCUCCUCUCUCCCGUCCUCUCGUUCUUUCCUUCUGUUCUCUCACUCGCUCUUUGUCUGUGUGGCUUAAUGAAAGGAUUAGUGUCGGGCCGCGCUCCGAACCAAGAAGAAAGGAAUAUGACUUAUGAAGGCAUUAAAGAAUAGCUUAAUUAUUUUCCAAUGUCAUUAAGGGGAUGAAAGGUUUAAGAAGGGCAAGGGGGAGUGGUGGUUAAAAGAAAUGAAUGAGGGGAAAACAUUUUUUACUCUCCUUGAACGACGCCGCACACGCGCAGCACACACACAUUUAUACAUACGGUAAAUACAAGUAUACAUAUCUCUGGAUUCUUUAUUUGUAUAAAAAACGAACAUCAGAAUAAAUUAAAUGACACUUUUAAGGAGAAGAACCACUGUUUACUAUUGAAUAUUGCAACUAUACUAACAACUGACUUUAGCCUAGAAGCGAAAUCGAACAAACUACUGUCCAGUGAUCUUUAAAGAAAAAAACAUAUAUAAAAACAGACAAAAAAAAUCUCUCUCUCUCUCAUUAUAUAUAUAAAUAUAUAUAUAUACAUCAUUUGUCUUUAUGAUAAACAAGAUUUUUUUUUAUUAAUUAUUAUAAUUAUUUGAACAAAUAUGAUUGUUGUUACUGUUAUUAUUAUUAUUGCUGUUGUUAUUCUUACAAAUGUAAAUGUUAAAGAAAUGUACACUUUCCAUGGUUUGUUUUUGGUUCAAAUGUAGAGAAAUUGACGUCUUUUUUUUGUUUUUUCUCAAGUUUGACCUGCUGCCUUUCCUCUCUUACCCAGUAUUUCUCUCUUUAUCGUCUCCUGUGCCUAGUAGUCUCUUCCUCUCCCGUCCUCCAUUGUUAAUUUUCGCGUUCAUGUGCCAUUGUUGAUAUAUAGCUAACGAUUUCUUUAUAGGGGAAAGAUUCGAAGCACGAGAAAAUUAAAAAGCUGAAAAAUG